Tripterygium wilfordii is the source of this 1432-nucleotide messenger RNA. RefSeq names its product ferredoxin--NADP reductase, leaf isozyme, chloroplastic. The record is from RefSeq and is a predicted model, not a curated record. Gene Ontology annotation, molecular function: oxidoreductase activity. NCBI's taxonomy places the organism in Eukaryota, Viridiplantae, Streptophyta, Magnoliopsida, Celastrales, Celastraceae.
CCACCCAAUCCAUAAUCCAAUUUACUUGAAUCCAAAAAGAUCACAGUUCACACCCUUUUCUUCUCUCUCACUCACUUCUCCAAAACAACCCACCAAGGCACUUGUUUUUCUUUUCCCUCUCUUCUUCCUUCUUCUUCUUCUAUCAUCACAGCAAUGGCUGCUGCAGUAACUGCUGCAGUCUCCUUUCCAUCCUCUAAGUCCACUUCUCUUCCCACAAGAACAUCCAUUACCUCACCAGAGCGAAUCACCUUCAAGAAGUUCAAUGCUGUUUACUACAGAGAUGGCUCUUCUGGUGGGAGAAUGGGUUCAAUUGUCAGAGCCCAGGUCACGACCGAGGCUCCUGCUAAGGUCGAGAAGGAGUCUAAAAAGAUGGAGGAAGGUUUGAUAGUUAACAAGUUCAAGCCCAAGAAUCCUUACAUUGGUAGAUGCCUUUUGAAUACCAAAAUCACUGGUGAUGAUGCUCCUGGAGAAACUUGGCACAUGGUCUUCAGCACUGAAGGGGAGGUUCCUUACAGAGAAGGGCAAUCUAUUGGAGUCAUUCCAGAUGGUAUUGACAAGAAUGGGAAGCCUCACAAGCUGAGAUUGUACUCUAUUGCCAGCAGUGCCAUUGGUGAUUUUGGUGACUCCAAAACUGUUUCCCUCUGCGUGAAACGCCUUGUAUACACCAAUGACCAAGGAGAACUAGUCAAAGGAGUCUGCUCAAAUUUCUUGUGUGACUUAAAACCUGGUUCCGAAGUGAAGAUUACAGGACCAAUUGGGAAGGAAAUGCUUAUGCCGAAAGAUCCCAAUGCCACUGUCGUCAUGCUUGCUACUGGAACCGGUAUUGCUCCUUUCCGCUCAUUCUUGUGGAAAAUGUUCUUUGAGAAGCACGAAGAUUACAAGUUCAAUGGUUUGGCCUGGCUUUUCUUGGGGGUUCCCACAAGUAGUUCAUUGCUUUACAAAGAGGAGUUUGAGAAAAUGAAGGAGAAGGCUCCUGACAACUUCAGGCUUGAUUUUGCCGUGAGCAGAGAACAGACGAACGAAAAAGGAGAGAAGAUGUACAUUCAAACCCGAAUGGCUCAAUACGCUGAAGAACUAUGGGAGUUGCUCAAGAAAGAUAACACCUUUGUCUAUAUGUGUGGGCUCAAAGGAAUGGAGCAGGGAAUUGAUGAAAUAAUGGCGUCAUUGGCCGAAAGGGAUGGCAUCAAUUGGGUGGAAUACAAAAGGCAAUUGAAGAAGACAGAGCAAUGGAAUGUGGAAGUCUACUAAUGCUUGAUUACAUUGUACAAAAUAUCACCCCCCCCCCCCCACCCUCCUUUAUUUUUGUUAUUUCAAGCAUGUUUUCCACUCCCAAUGUGUAGAUAGCUAAUGCUGGUGUAAUUUUCUUUAAAAUUUUGUUCUUGGUAAUAAAGAAGCAGUUGUAUUAUCUAUGGCCUCUUGAUCAUGGGCCAUA